Olea europaea var. sylvestris is the source of this 4028-nucleotide messenger RNA. RefSeq names its product probable lipid phosphate phosphatase beta. Gene Ontology annotation, molecular function: sphingosine-1-phosphate phosphatase activity. The coding region runs from base 92 to 766 and encodes 224 amino acids. The transcript has 2 exons. The record is from RefSeq and is a predicted model, not a curated record. NCBI's taxonomy places the organism in Eukaryota, Viridiplantae, Streptophyta, Magnoliopsida, Lamiales, Oleaceae.
AAUACCCCAAAUCAACGACAUAUUGGGCCAGCACUUGAAUGCUUUAACAUCCUUGACGGUUGAAUUGAGGGUCACCGGAAAAUCAAGAAUCAUGGAAUCUAAACAACCACAACCACAACCACCCUCUCCAACCCUCCUCCGCCGCCUAAUAAACCUAGACACAGCAAUCUCCCUCCACCUCUACACCCUCUUUAAUCCUAUCUUCCCCUUCUCGGUCCUCAAAUUCCUCGAAUUCUCCGGUGAUGGCCGUCUCUUUUUCCCCAUCAUUCUCUCACUCCUCUACACCACUACCUCCCUCAGCACCCUCACAACUACCGCCACCCUCACCGUCACCUCUCUCCUCCUACUAAACCUUUUACUCGGAUCCCUUUUGGACCUUCUCUUGAUUGGCCUUCUCAAACACCUUAUCCAACGCCCUCGCCCAGUUUACAACAAGAACAUGUUCCUCUCUUUCGCUGUUGACCACUGGUCUUUCCCCAGUGGGCACUCCUCUAGGGUUUCUUUCAUUGCCACCCUCAUUAGCAUCUAUUCAGCUUCAGUGGAACAAAUUUUGGUGACCCGAUUGAAGUUUGAUGCUGAUAGUAUGCUUGUUGAGUAUUUUGUUGUGAUUGUAGGCGUAUGGGCUGCAAUUACCUCAGCUUCGCGGGUACUUCUGGGCCGGCAUUUCGUGCUUGAUGUUGUGGCUGGAGCGUGUUUGGGUGUUCUUGAAGGGAUCUUUGUGAUCAGAGUUUUUAAUUACGAGACCUUGAAGUCCUUCCUUGGAUGACACUACUCAACUGCAUUCUGGUCAUGUUUACCAGGGCUUCUGGAUGUCGAGGGUCAAAAUUGCAACUGUUUCGUGAGCUAUUAAAAUUCUUCUUUUGAGGGUACUACCUACAAAACUUGAGUGAGGGAAGUAAGCAUAACAUGGGCACAAUGUAGAUCUGAUCACUUUAGUACCCUGAGUAUCGUGAGAUAUAUAAAUAGCAAUUGUUGGUUUAACAAAGUCCUUCAUUUAUGAAGGUUUAACAUAUCACUUUGAAAAUUUUGCAGUCUACAGGGAGUUUUCAAAUAAUUUUAGUAGAAAAACUAUUGUUAAUGUCACAUAAUGUUACAUAGCUUGGUAGAGCACGAUUUAAGAUGUCAUCUUGCAUUGCUAUUUAAUUCUAUUCUCUCUUGAGCAAAAUACCGUUCAAUAAGAAGUGAAAUAUAGUUUUGAAUGACUAACUAAACAUCGAUGCAAAUAUUCUAAGAAACGAUGUAUCACACGGACACGGACAUGACACACAAAUAUGUUUUUCAAAAAGUAAUAUAUGACAUGUCACGGACACAUUAGUGAAAUAAUAUAAAUUAACUUUUUUAAUAAAGAGAAUUGGACAUUGUAUACUUGUUGCAUCAAAGUGUAUAUUACAUAUAUAAAGCCCAAACAUGACAUCAAGUUCAUGAAUAUUUUUUCAUAACAAUGAAAUUAAAUUCUAAUAUUCAUCUUCACUUGCCACUCCAACAUUUUCAUUUCUGUUAUGAGCAAAUAUUGCCUCCCCUAGUUCUGAUUUGUGCAGAGAUAAAUUAGUAACUUCAAUCACACCAACAUUUUCAAAUAAACUAAAUGUAUGAAUUGGAAUGCAUAAGUUUUAUCUUUCCCUUUUUUUUUUUUUUGUUAUCAAAUGAAUUCCUUAUUUGAAUAGGAAUUAAGCCCCCGUUUGUUUCUCAUUUUUGGAAGAAUGAGAAUGAAAAAAAUAGUCAUUACGGGUCUCACACAAGAGAUAGAAAUUCAAAUUUGGUAGCUUGAUAUGAUGGAUAACGGUCAUAUUUUUCAUUUUAAUAAGAAAGUAAUGGGAACCAAACAGGGGCUAACAUAGUAAUACAAAUAGUUGCCUUACCUUAAAUAGGAUUUGUAUCUUGUAUAAAUGUACUUGAAUGAACAAUUCAUUCCCCCAAUAAUCAAUUCUCAAUUUGGUAUCUAGAUGCCUCUUAUAAGUCCCACCUUGGGAAUAUUGUGAACUCAUCAUUGAAAAGAGACGAAUAUUGCUAUCGGCGGAGUCUAAAUCCUCUUUACAUUUUGAAGCUUAUUUAUAGAAGAGAAGAUAAAAAUGAAUAAGCAGUCUAGAUGAAGAAAAUGAUUGCACUUAUAAUAUCAAGUCCAAUGUUUGAAACAUAGGAAUAUAAGCACCAUAGAUAACCAUUUUAGUUUUUGGGUCCAUGUAGUGACCAUCAUGCAUAGGGUCAUAUUCAUACUUGCCAAAAUCUUCGGCCAAAUUUGAGGAAUUAAAAUUCUGCAUGUUGAUUCUAAUGCUCUCUUCAUCUAAAGUAUUCUUAGUUGCAUUCUUUCUCGCUCAUGAAACCUUGAAAUCUUUAGGCGAGUAACUUUUGUGGUCCUUCAAAAUCUAUUCCUCAUUACGGCAUCUAAAAUGAAGAGAAAAAUAUUUAACAAACUAAAAAUAGCAAAAAAAUACAAAAAUGUGAAUGAAGGCAUCAUUUAACAAUGAUGUUAGAUUUAAAAAUGAGCCAAAUAAUGAAUUGGGGUGUUGUCCUUGUUCCACUUGUCAACAAGCAUAUGGUGAAUGACAUUUUACAAAUAAUAACUUUUCUUGAUGCAUUUAUUCAUGUUUAUCCGUACUAUUUUUUGCUUUCUAUAUCAUGGUACCCCACAUGUCUAACUAAGCCCCUGUAUGAGUUCAUUCUAUAAAAACUAAUUUUUCUUCAAAUUUAUUUUUAAUCUCACAGUCUCUAAAUAAAAUGAUAGUACACGCAAAUCCGAAAUUUUUUCCUACUUUUUAACAACUCAUUAUCAACAAAAUCUAAGCAUGUUAUAAAUAGGGGCAAUGAAUGAAACAACAUAACCUAUAGAGUCCCACCAAAGAUAAUCAAUUACUUUAAUUUUUCACAAAAUUGCUCUUAACAUGUGAGCUUCUUGUACGAUGACCAUUCAUAGCUUGGGGACCUCCAUUGUUAAGAUUAGAUUAUUUGAGUAAUAAUAUUGUAUUAUGAAAGGCUCUACUAGACUGCAAUGUUAAUUUUUUAUUUUUAUUUUUAUGUUUUACCAAUGUAGUUGUUUUCUGCAUCAUACUUGCAAUUUCUUUCGUUUUUAUGCUGACGAAACUUAAGCUUAUGAAGUGGCCUCCAAGCCAUGAUUAUAAGUGAUAAAUGAUCAUCCCAUGGAGAAAAUGAUGCGUUAAGGAUAUUUUUGUGAAACAUAAAGUGCUUGAUGACCCUUGCUGGAAGUCAAUAGGUUGUGUUCUUUACUUUACCGUUCUUAUUUAUGAAUUGUGCUGACUUUGUGAUGUAAUGGUAUGCAUAAACUUUGUCUUCAUUUAGCCUUUGUUUGAGCCUCAUUUUGUAGUGAAAAUGAGUUUUUAAUAGUGAUCUUUUUUGGAGAAUGUGUGGUUAAAAAGUAAGAAAAAUUUGAGUUUAUGUGCAAAAUUUUUUAUUGGGAGAAUGUGUGGUUGAAAAUGAGUUUGAGGCAGCAACCAUGGUUUACUCUUUAAGGCAUGCAUCAUUUUAGGGCUUUCUUAAUAUCCCGAAGCGUACAUUUUUAGCGCUACUUGUCAAGACUUAUGCCUCAACAUAUUCAGGCACACGCCUCAAGGCAUAAGCUUUGUGCUGUGUAACUAUUGGCUUCAGCCUUUUUGGCUGGUCUUAUGUAGCUUAGAAUGUUUUAAGGUUUUAUGAACUAUUUUAAAUGCAGCUCUACCCUACGAACUGGAAAAGAGAGAGAGAGAGAAUAUAAAAGAGUGCAAGUGAAGCCAGCAUGUCCUAGCAUCCUACAACUGAAAUGCGAUAAACCCCUCUCCCAAUUGAAAUUGCAACUUAUCAACGGUGAACAAUCGGUGAUAGGAGACUUACGACAAUUAACUUUUCUCUCUUUUCUCUCUUUUAUAGUUUUCUUGUUUGUUGUCUCUGUGUUUUUUUUUCUUUUCUCUUAAAGCUAAAAUCAAGCAAAAUUCUUGAUAGAUAGUUCAGUUGUUUCAUUUGAUUUUCGUAGAUUAAUACUCUCUUUAUGUAAUCUCUACUAUGUUAAUUUUAUUAUUUGCUAAUAUAUUGUUCCCUUU